UUCACAAGAGGAAUUCAAUAUAUCUCCCCAAGAAUAACAAUCCAAAUCCUCUACUCUUAUAGCCAUGGGAGUCAUGAGAAUCAUCUUCUUCACCAUAGCCAUCACCAUGGCCAUAACCAUCGCAACCCUCAGCAUGAACAACCGCAUUGGCCAGGUCAAGAAGAAUACACUGCCUUCCUCUCCCACAGAAGACCUCCAUGGUGUCAUGCAUGACAUCAAGCCAAUGCCUUCAAAGAGGUUAAGCCGCUUCCUUGUGCAGGACAGCAAGACCUCAAGGGGGGCACACCAUUGCCACAAGGACAAUGAAAUCUGCUAUGUCAACCAGGGAAAGAACUCCACUUGCUGCAAUAACAAAUGCAUGGACUUGUCAGAGGACAAACACAACUGCGGUGCGUGCAAUAAAAAGUGCAAGUUCACGGAGGAGUGUUGCAGGGGAGAGUGCGUUAACAUAGCAUUUGACAAGAGGCAUUGCGGGCGCUGCAACCACCAGUGCCAUUACGGGGAGUAUUGCGUUUAUGGGUUGUGUAAUUACGCAUAAUUAAGAGAUCGUAUUGGUUUAUCCAAGUGUAAUUAUAUAAGGAAAAAAAAAAAACAAAAGGCAAAGUCAACGAAGAAGGGUCCCCGGGAAAAGGCCCUAAAAAAACAAUUGAACAAGAAGCAUUGCGGGCGGUGCAACCACCAGUGCCAUUACGGGGAGCAUUGCGUUUAUGGGUUGUGCAAUUACGCAUAAUUAAGAGAUCGUAUUGGUUCAUCCAAAUGUAAUUAUGUAAGGAAAAAAAAUACUAAAGUAUAAUAUAUGAAAAAUAAUUGGUAUAUAUUUAGUUUAAUAUACUUUUUAAUAUUUU
Rubroshorea leprosula is the source of this 845-nucleotide messenger RNA. The record is from the annotation of a GenBank genome assembly. NCBI's taxonomy places the organism in Eukaryota, Viridiplantae, Streptophyta, Magnoliopsida, Malvales, Dipterocarpaceae.